AUGCCGCUAGGCGGCUCUGUCACAUACGGCUCCGAAUCUACUGACGGCAAUGGCUAUAGAAAGAUUCUACGAGAUAUUCUUCUAUCGGAUGGCCACAUUGUAGACAUGGUCGGGUCUCGCAAAGCCGGUUCAAUGGUGAACAACGACAAUGAAGGUUGGCGGGGAUUCAGAAUCGACCAAAUUGCCAACAAAGCCAAAAGAUCAGUUCCUAGAUUUCUGCCAAACCUUUUCACCGUCAAUGCUGGUUCGAAUGAUUGCGUUCAGGACUUUGAAAUCGAGACUGCUGGCAAGCGAAUGAGUGACUUGCUUGAAUAUCUCUGGGCGGCGUCUUCUCGCUCAACGGUCGUCCUUUCUACUCUUCUUCCAAACUUGGAUGGAAACAUUGAAUCACGAGUGCUAUGUAUAAACAAGCAAUUCGCGGAAUUAGCGAAAGCGAAAGCGGCUGAAGGAAGAAAGAUCAUCAUCGUCGAUAUGCAUAGCGCCCAUGGGCCUCAUAUUAGUGAUCUAACAGAUGGCACACACCCCAAUGAUGAGGGCUAUGCGAAGAUGGCAAUGAUUUGGCACAGAGGUAUUUAUGAAGCUAUAGAUAGAGGUUUCAUCUAG
This is a messenger RNA of Penicillium robsamsonii, 603 nucleotides long. Its product is annotated as SGNH/GDSL hydrolase family protein. The record is from RefSeq and is a predicted model, not a curated record. Gene Ontology annotation, molecular function: phosphatidylcholine lysophospholipase A1 activity. The transcript has a single exon. Lineage: Eukaryota; Fungi; Ascomycota; Eurotiomycetes; Eurotiales; Aspergillaceae. The coding region runs from base 1 to 603 and encodes 200 amino acids.